AUGAAACUAGCCAUCUUCAGCGCAAAAUCCUACGAUAAACAAUACUUCGAAACCACCCAUCGCCACAAAUAUCCCUCCCUCUGCGAAACAACCUACCACUCCUUCGCCCUCACCACCGAAACCGUCUCGCUCGCCCAAGGCAGCGACGCAAUCUGCGUCUUCGUCAACGACAUCCUCUCCGCCCCCGUCCUCCAAGCCCUCCACUCCUACGGCAUCCGCGCCAUCCUCCUCCGCUGCGCAGGAUUCAACAACGUCGACCUCCCCGCCGCCGAGAAGCUGGGCUUCUUCGUUGCCAAUGUCCCAUCCUACUCGCCUGAGGCGGUGGCAGAGUUCGCAAUCGCGCUGAUACAAACGCUGAAUCGGAAGACGCACCGCGCGUAUAACCGCGUGCGAGAGGGGAACUUCAACCUCGAGGGAUUCCUGGGUAGUACGCUCUUCGGGAAGACGGUGGGUAUUAUCGGGGUGGGGAGGAUCGGGCUUGCGCUGGCGAGGAUCUUCCACGGGUUUGGGUGUGAGGUGGUAGCGUAUGAUCCGUUCCGGGAUGGGGAGUUUGAGAAGUAUGGUUCGUUUGUCGAGUUGGAUGCGCUGUUACAGAAGAGUCAUAUAGUCAGUUUGCACUGUCCACUGACAGACGGAACACGACAUAUCAUCAACGCGGGUACGCUAUCGAAGAUGAAAAAGGGCGCGAUCCUAGUCAACACUUCGCGCGGGGGGCUGGUGAACACCAAAGCGGCCAUUCACGCACUGAAAACGGGCCAUCUGGGCGGGUUGGCGCUGGAUGUGUACGAGUCUGAGGGGGGAUUGUUUUAUAAUGACCAUUCGGCGGAGAUUAUCCAUGAUGAUCAGUUGAUGCGGUUGAUGACGUUUCCGAAUGUGUUGGUUUGCGGGCAUCAGGCUUUCUUUACGCGGGAGGCGUUGGAUGAGAUUGCGGGUGCUACAUUGGCGAAUUUAGAAGACUUUGUCAUGAAGAGGCCUUGUAAGAAUUCGUUGGUGAGGGAGGGCCAUCUUUUGGUUGAGAAGGAUAUGGAGCCUGUGAGGUUGUGA
Molecule: messenger RNA, 1044 nt
Organism: Aspergillus wentii DTO 134E9
Lineage: Eukaryota; Fungi; Ascomycota; Eurotiomycetes; Eurotiales; Aspergillaceae
Product: 2-hydroxyacid dehydrogenase
Exons: 1
Coding region: 1-1044 (347 amino acids)
Molecular function (GO): NAD binding; D-lactate dehydrogenase (NAD+) activity
Source: RefSeq, a predicted model, not a curated record